AUGUGUCACGAGGAGGAGGUCCGGCAAGUGCAGCAAUUGAGUAAGAAGUAUGUGAAGGCGGUGGGGAAGUUGGAGGCGGAGAAGGAGAGAGGAAAGGCGGUGGCCGAGUUGAACAGCGGCGGAGGAGGAGGUGGGUUUUGGUGGGAUGAGAGUGUUGAGGGAUUAGAGAUGCAUGAGCUUGAGCAGUAUGUGGCUGCAUUGGAAGUUCUUAAGAGUAACUUAUUGGCUAGGGCUGAUGAGAUGGCGGUGGCAGCGAGUGGUUUUCCAGCGAAUUUCUUGGCUUCCAACGGUGUUGUGGUGGCUGAUGCUUUUGGUAGUGCUGAGUGCAGUGGUUUUGGUUUUGAUUGUAAGCCUUUCUAA
This is a messenger RNA of Camellia sinensis, 360 nucleotides long. NCBI's taxonomy places the organism in Eukaryota, Viridiplantae, Streptophyta, Magnoliopsida, Ericales, Theaceae. The record is from RefSeq and is a predicted model, not a curated record.